This is a messenger RNA of Argiope bruennichi, 7299 nucleotides long. RefSeq names its product zinc finger protein 155-like. The record is from RefSeq and is a predicted model, not a curated record. The transcript has 2 exons. Lineage: Eukaryota; Metazoa; Arthropoda; Arachnida; Araneae; Araneidae. Gene Ontology annotation, biological process: regulation of transcription by RNA polymerase II. Gene Ontology annotation, molecular function: DNA-binding transcription factor activity, RNA polymerase II-specific; RNA polymerase II transcription regulatory region sequence-specific DNA binding. The coding region runs from base 309 to 1559 and encodes 416 amino acids. Gene Ontology annotation, cellular component: nucleus.
CGACAUCUCUUGAUCUGAGAGAUUCUUAGAUUCGGAUUCCGCUUGUAAAAAAAAAUAAAUCAUAAAAGCAUGUUAGCUUUAAAUUUUUAAUAUAUACAUAUAUAUUUUUUAUAUCUUUUUAUAAUGAGUUGAAUAAGUCAGAAAAUUUUUCAUAGAUCCGAUUCAUGCUGUGUGGCCCGAAUGGAUGAAUUGGUGUUCUGUGGAUGCUUUCUUUUUAACUACGACCGACGAUGUUGUCUUUUAUUUUGAACGUGGUCGACUGAUCUAAGUCAAAUGACAUUUUUCUGCUGCUGAACCAUCCUCUUGCUAUGUCUUUGAUUCGAGCCAUAAGUAGAAUUUAUCCUGUUAAUACCGUGCCAGAAAUUUUAUCGAAACUUUUAUCUCCUAAAGAAUUUGGGACUCCUCGCAGAGGUGAUAAAGUCUACCUUAAAGAUCCGAGAAGUGAAGUGAUAUAUGUAGUGGAGACGACAUAUCUCGUUGAAACUUUUGAUAAAUCGGACAACAUCGACGAGAGAAUUUCUCUGGAUCUCGAAAAAUUCCCCGGCUUAGUAUAUGCUCCGGAGAACAGCCUACUCCUAAGCCCCGAGAACGGCAGGGAGAGUUGUAAGAAUUACGCCGCGCUUUCACUUCCCAAAAGCAUCCACUGGGAUGAAGUGUUUAAUAUCGCGGACAAGAACACUGACGCAGAGCGUUCAAAUUCUGAUAAUGGGCCGUUGUUGAAUUCUGAUGAAAGUACCGAAAUCCAUGGCAACUCUUCCGAAAGAGUUCAUGAAGACGAAAAAUUGCAAUUGGCGAGCGAGGAGUCUGAGAGGUGCCCUGGCCUUAAACUCCGCUUUAACCUCAGGAAGAUCCAGAAGGAUCGUGCCGACCGGCACGCGCUGAAGAAGGCCAGAGGGAAACUCUUGCAGUCGCUCUUGCGGUAUUUCAUUGAAAGCGAGUGCUUGAUCUGCGGAUUUGUCACUUCCAAAUGGAGUAAACACACCAUCGUCAAGCACUUAUCUAGUCACAUAGAUGGCAGAUAUUAUAAAUGCGACUGUGGCAGCCAGUUUUCUUCGACGAAACCUUUCUACCUUCAUACUAUCAAGCAUUCUAAAUUAAGGCCGUACAGCUGUGAUACCUGUCAAAGACAGUUCCACAGGAAGCACUCUGUAACUGUACACCAGAUAAAGGAUCACAUGAUUUCAAGUAAGAAUGGUUUCUUGCCGAAGCAGAAAUUCACGCCACUGUUUAUUUGUUCUGUGUGCAAUAUCAGGUUGGAGUCCAUCGAUUCAGUGGUCGCCCACAAAGAGAAACAUGCUGGCGAAGAAAAUUAUCAAUGUUUGUUCUGCGGUAAAUUCCUCACUGGCACUUGUCUGCUACAUUAUCACGUGCAUUUUCGAAUCCUUGACCAGUCUUACGAUUGCGGAAUGUGUGGUAAGCAGUUCACUUCGUAUAGAAAAAUGCGGAAACAUCGUAAAUCUCAUAUUAGAAAAAUAUGUGUGUGCAAAAUGUGUGGGAAGAAAUUCUACUUUCAAAGUAAUUUUCUGAAACAUGUAAGACUUUUACAUGAAGCUUAUUAAACAGUUCAACAACCCAUUCCAAAGAAACUGUUGAUUUUAUAUCCCGAACUGAAAUUUGUGUUUUAAAAAUGAUUGCAUGUUUGUAAUGGUGAUUGUGUAUUUUGUGCAAUUUUUGUCAUUCCUGUGAUGUAUAUUGAUUAGAUUACUUAAGAUUUUUUAUUGAGGUUUCUACAAGGUCUUAAAAUAUUAUUAUUAAGAACUGUUAUGGUUUAACAGUUGCUAAUUAUGUGGAGUUUUCUGAUGAUUAUGAAAAAUUAAUAUGAGCAUUUUAUAUGAUGUAAUGUAUUCUAUGUAAACUUUAUGUGGACUGUUUUAGAUGUUUAUAUACAGCGAUUUUUUAAUGCUUCCAUUAAUGAAUUGAUUUUAUUUGAUGUCACGUAAGGUACUGAAAUGUGGACCUCAAUAAUGUGAAAAAGUGUGGAGGAUAACUGAAAUUUCUUACAUUGAAAUGAUCAGUAGUUAAGCUUAUUUUUGAAUCGAUGGAUGCAAAAAUGGCUACCCAUUUUCGGGUUCUUGAACAAAUAGGACUUUUUUUUUUUUAUUUUACAGCGAUAACAAUGCAUUCAUGUUCGACAUUGUGGCUAUUUUUUGUUACAAAAUUGCAAAUACUCUGCACCAUUUCUCUUUGUUGCUGUAUUACUAAUGACAGAAUGAAAUUUAAUGUGCUUACUAUUUAGCGAAAAUUCCCCAAUAAGCUGAGUGAAUAAAUAAUUAGCUCAAUAAAGCCGAGAAUCCCCUUCUUGGAGCGUGCACAGAGAUAUGAAGGCCUAUAACCAGUGGUGGCUUGUCACCUUAGAAACAAUUGGUAUUGCAUGAAGUGUUCCUCAUGAGCAUGGAAUUUCUUUGGGGGGAUAUUAUUUUUUUUUUUAAUUUUAUUUUAACCUCAAAGGAACUUAUAAUUUGUGUUCUAGGAAAGUAUCGAUUUAUUUUCUUAGAAAGUGACUUUUAAAUGAAUUAAAAUAAAUAAAUAAAAUGUUUCCCUGAUGGCAAUGUAGAGGCGGAAUGGAACCAGUGAGAGAAAAUGAAAAGAAUGUAGUAGGAAUUCCUUAUGUAGGAAUUGGAAGAAACGAGUGGGAGUGGUCUAAUCAUAUCUUUCUCGGAAUAAAGGAGACCCGUCGUUUUCCCAACCGAUUGAAACCGAAAUUUGAUAAUGAAACAUAUUUGCAGUGACAGAAUCGCAAUCCAGAUUUGAUACAUUAUUUAAGCCAUUGCUUUUUUGAGUUAUCGCGUUUACAUGCUUCUAAAAGUACAGACCGACAGAAGGUCAACCCCUCUUUGCAUUUGGCUCAAAAUUUGAUAGGUGGCAAAUAUGUGUAUCGAAUUGUAUCUCUGAUUCUUUUCAUUUUGUAAUUAUCGUUUUAACCUGUGCUCGAAUAGCCAGAUAGACAUUCCUCUGAAUAAAUGUUGCUCAAAAAUGGGUAGAAAUCUACAAAUUGGAUGUAAAAAUUAUAUACCAAAUAUUAUCCGUCUAGUUCAAAGCAUUUUUGAGUUAUCUUUGUCACAGGCAGGUAUUUUCCUAAAAUUGGUUUUCCGAACCCAGAGAGAUCUUAAACUUGGAGUUUCGUCAUAUUUUUACAAUACUUUCUAGUACGAAAAAAAAAAAAAAAAAAAAAAAAAAAACGGUUGUUGGGCGUUAAACCAGACAUGUCGAAAAUCCAUCUCAAAACUAAAUACAAAGUGUAAGAUUGUAUUACUCAGUUGUGUGCGGUAAGCAAAUUGUAAUGCUUUCGAAAUUUCUCAUUUGCUUUGAUCUUCGAAUGUUCAGAAUGCAAAAAUAAGCAAAUAAUGUCUUAAGCGGAAAUACACGAGUUUUUAAAAUGAACCAUUUCAAAUGCUGCGGCCCUAUCGGACAAGCCGCCACUGCUUAUAUUAUCAUUAUUUUUCAUUUUAUUAUUAUCGAUCACGUUACGCUAUUUUCGCCAUUUAUCUUUUAUUCUGGAAGGAACCCAUUUCUUGAAUUCAGUGUAUCAUAGAAUCUACUUAGAGGUCGAGAAAGUUCGAAUUUAGAAUUCUUCAUAUAUGAAAGGUGCAGAAUUCCAUUUUUUUAAAAAAAAUGUCUAUGUGUGUUUGUGGGUUAUAUAUUAUUGUGGUUUUUAAGAACCAAUUAUGUAUAUGAAUUACCUCGUAAGAAGCAGAUAUUCGUCGCUGUAUAAAGUAGUGAUAGCUCAUGUGUAUGCAUCUAGCAAUAUUUUUUACUAAAAACAUUAUCCUGUUUCCUUUGAGAUGUACUUCAAGAGUUUUAUUACUUUUUUUUUAAUAGGAGCAGGAUAAAAAAAAAUAGUUCCUUUUUUGAAACCAAAUAUCUAUGUUGUGUAACAUUGGAAAUUUCUACUUUCAUAUUGUAAAAAAUUUGUAAGCCAGUGGUUUCUGAUCAGUUGAACGAAAUUAUUAUGAUCUAACAUAGUUUUAAAAAGAAUGUUGAUUUCAUUAUCAUUUCCUUUAUCACAGUUUGCUAAAUAUAAUAUGAAUUUGUCAUAUAUCAUAUUUUUUUUCUCCAAUUCAGUUAAUGAAAUAUAUUUGCGAAACGCGAAAUAGGAUACACAGUUACAUUCUCCCCUUUUAGUUGAUUUAAAUAACGAACUCAUGAUCCACAUUGUUGAGAGGUUCAAACUUCUAAAUGUAUAUCCUUGCGUUCAUCUUUUUUUUUUUUUUUUUUUUUUUUUCAGCUGAGUAAGUAUACUUUAGUUAUAAAUAUUGUUAUAAAUUCCCUUAUAUGGAAGACCACGGAAAAGAAUAAUACCAUUUAGAAAACAUUUUAUCAGAUUUACUUUAUUAAUAAUUUCGAUUUUAUGUCCGUUUUUUAUUAGUUUUUCAAUUUCUUUAAGAGAAAAUUAUAUUUAUCGCAUUUUACAUAUUGAGAUCCAUUGCUAUUGUGUAAAUCCAUUUCGCUUUAAACUUUGAUGUAUGGAAUUGUAUAAACUCAUGUAUGAGAUCCCAUCCUCCCUUUACUCACGAACGUGUCACUUAGAUGUGAAUCGCAGGUGCGUCAUGCAUUCUGAAACAAAAAUGUCAGUGUGGCUUGUAUCUGCUUCAUAUGUUGAUCAACAUGUUCAGUAGCGUCACGGGUGGAUCGUAUUCAGUUACAAGGCACCAUGUACAGAAAUAUGAGGCUGAAUUGCCUUUUUACGGGAAAAGAAACAUACUGAUGUUUUAUACCAAAAUGGCCAAAUGAAUCAUUUCCAGCAUUACGGGGAAGGGAAUGGCCAUUAAAAUGGGAAAAUUCAACUCUUCACUGUUGUUUAUUUGAGUGUAGGAAUCCGAUUGCUCUCUGAAUCAUUUGUAAAACGAGAAAAAUCAAAUCUAAUAAAAAAACAAAGAUUUUACAAAUGCUGUAUUUGAAUCCUACUUCAGAUUAAUAAUUUUUAAUUUCAAAGCGUUGAGAUUGCAUUAAGAUUUAUACCUAUGGGUUCGCAACAAGACCUUGGUAGAUCCUGCCAUCAUCACUCAUCCUUUACAAAUGACACCAAGCUCGCUGUCUUAUCUAUGCAGAGAUUAAUUUCAUUGAAAAACAUUUUAUUUAUAAUACGAAAUAGAAAGAAAUCACAAUGCCAUUUAUUGAAUGGUAUUAUCAAAAUCUAAUUCAUAGAUUAAUUUUAUAUUCAAUAAAUAAUAUUGCGAAGUCCUUUGUAUCCAUUUAUCCACCAAUAAUGUGAGAUCAUUUUAGUCUAUUUUUAUUAUAAAGAACUUCUUUGGCAACAUUCGUAUAAAUUGUUAAAUAAAUACAUAGAAUAAAGAACGGUAUUAAGAAUGAACUGUGGGAGGGGUUCCUUUCCAUUUUACCACACAGUCUUGGCGAAUGAAAUAAAAUUUCUGCCUCUGUUAUAAAAUGUGUACUCAUAAUCUUCAAUAUACUGGCAGUAGGUGUAUAGUAAUGAAACAAUUUUUUAUUUACACAAAGUCCGAGAGGGCAUCGCUCUUAUUGGUUGUCUUGAAUUUGUCGCCCAUGGUGUUUUUUUCAUGCUCUUCCCUGCACCAUUUACUGAAUAGAAGGGUUGUUCAUUAUUUUUUUUCGGAAAGCAAAAAUAUAAUUAUGUGAGUUGAUUUUUUUAUGAAUAAUGAAUCUACUACUUCUUUCAACUCUGUGUUUUUGUUUCUAAUGAUCGAAAAUAAGAAAAUUAAUGAAAUGUUGCCCAAGGGAAGACGAAGACACUAGUGGCUUUUCUAAAAGUUAUAUAUAUAACAGUUAAUGAAGACAUUUCAAUUGAAAUAACGAAAAAUUAUAAAGUAGAAAUUCAUUUUUAAAAUGACAGCUAUUUUAUAUUCUAAGAGAAUUCCAGAAUGUGCUUUUAUUUUUAUCCAAUUUCUUAUUUUAUAUCGAAGUGACUGGAUUCGAAAAUAAACGUGUCAUUCAUAAUGAUUGGCAGAAAAAGCAGGUAGACAAUAUUUUUCUAAUACAAUUAAUAAAUAGGAAAAAAUGAAUAAUUAUUGAAAGAUGGAAAAUUCUUGGGAACUGCUGGCUUGCACAUUUAAUAAUUAAUUAUAAUCUUCUCUGAUUAACAUAAUAGAUAUAAAAAAUUUGCAGCACUAUGUCUUUGUCAUAAGUUGUGAGUAGUAAAAAUAUUUGAGUGAAAAAUAUUAAGUAUCUUUCACUUUCUAUGCAUCCACUUUUACUUUUGUAUCUGUUGUUUAGAGACUGGUACAAAAUCAUUGGCAUGCCAUUUGAAUCAAUUUUCUUCCAAACGUGAAUUCUCAUAUACUUAACCCAUUUUUAUACUUUGCAUUUAAAGAAAAGAUCUGAUGUAUUUAUUGUAAGAUCUUCCCUCGGACCGGUGAGAUGCAUAAAGUUCAAACGUUUCUUUAUUGCAUCGUGCAUCCACUUCUUCCAAGAAGAGCUUUAGAAGAAUUAUUGUUAAAAGUUACGUGAAGCCGUUAAAACAGUAUAUUUAAAAGCGGUGAAACGUCGUGUAAGAAAGAUAUAGGUACAUGCAAAUACAAUCAUCUCUUUUGUUUUGCAGUAAUCAUAUGUUGGGGUAUUUAAACCCUUACUAAUCUCAUUCUGAGCUUACAGAAAUAUUUUCUAUUUAGAUGCAUUUGUAAAAUAUUAAUACUUUUUUUUUUUUUUUUUUUUUUGUAAUUUGCUUUAAAGCGAUAAAAUUUGUAUUAGCUUGAAUAUGUAGCAUCUUAACGUUCAAUUGGUUUCAAUAUCUAAAGCCACUGGAAUAAAAUGAAGUAAGUUGGCCAAGUAGAUUCAUGGCACCCAACAGACUUCAUUCAUCUCAUUUUCAAAAGAAAUUUUAUUAUAUUUCAAUGGAAUAAAUUUUCUUUUUUACCUUGUCCUUGCAAUCAUGUAGAAAGAAUAUGUCUAAUUGUACAUCAGUGUUGAAUGUAUUUUCAAUGUAAGCUGUAGUUUCCUUCAGUUGAUCAAAUUUUGUAAACUGCCGACUUUUAAUGGGACAGUUACUGAGUGCAUUUGGAGAUCACAUGUCCCCAUGUGAAUUCCACCCAUCCUUUUGUUGCACUCACCGUUUGGUCCAUUGCAAAUAAUGGUCUGCAAUCAUUCUGUUCAUUUUUAAAGCAAAUAUCUGUUCACUUGAUGUAUUGAUGUCGAAAACUCUUUGUGUGAGCAAACAAGGACUGGUGCUUGAACAUUUCUUUUCUUUCUGCAAUAUUUGUCAUUUUUAUUGAUGUAACUUUUAAUUUUCAGGAAAGUGUGUUGUAGAAAAUGUGUUCUUUGUUUGUUGUCUUGUCGAGAUAUUGAAAAUCUGCUCCCUUUCAUUUGUAGAUGAAAUAAAUAGCAUAA